This is a messenger RNA of Ectocarpus sp. CCAP 1310/34, 1378 nucleotides long. The record is from the annotation of a GenBank genome assembly. NCBI's taxonomy places the organism in Eukaryota, Phaeophyceae, Ectocarpales, Ectocarpaceae.
CCUCCCCACAUCAUCACAUCACUCAAUGUACGGUCGAUGAACAAAUAGCAACCAAAAAGGUGAACGCGAGCCAGCUACGCUCACCAGCAGCAGUCGGUGAUCUAGCCAUGUCGCCAAGAACAAGGGCGGACAACAACGAGAUUCGAAGUGUGGGGCAACCUCCGGUUGUUGCUUUUGACUCUCGACAACAAAGUGCUUCUCACCAACAGCGUGCGAGAGAUGAGCACCAGCAGCAGCAGCAGCAGCAGCAGGCCGUUGUCCGCCCUAAGAAGAAGAAGCCGCUGAGCUCUGGGUUCAAGGACAUCAUCUGGACGAACCCUCCCCCGGUCGGAGUCGACUCGAAGGCCACGUCUUCCCAGCGACGGAAAUCGUCACCGCAGAAUUCUCAGUUGCAUUCCCUCGCCGCCGCCAGCGCCUCAUCGACGACCUCGUCUGGCUUCCACCGUGGUAAGGAGGAUAACAACGACCAGCAGCAGCAAGCAGCGCGGACAUUAGCAGCGGAGAAUGGCACAACAGGAAAUGGCAAGGGUAGGCAGACAGGGAGGGAGCGCCCCACGGGUGCAGAAGAGGCACGGCAGCAGCAGCAGUUGGGCGGCGGGGACAGCAACAACGAGGCGUUAAAUCCAGCGCGGUAUCCGUCGGCUCCCGUCGAGACGAUUAGGAAUGGAGUCGUCACCGUCGAGCGCUCCCUCUCGGACACCUCCGUCGUAACCGCUUCCGACUUCGGAGCUCCGGUGUCCAACAAGCCCACCAUCCUCACGGACCUGAACGACCCCGACGCCGUCCGGGAGCUCGUGGGUCUGCUGGGCAGAGGGAAGGGGCUCCCGGUCGUCAAGCAUGCUACGGGGCUGGGCGGAAAGAGCCGCAAGCUGCUGAGGCUGAACGAGCUGGGCGGGGAGCUCGCGCUGUGCGGCAUGCUGCCGCCCUACUUCAAGACCAAGAUUCCGGUGCGGGACGUGGACCGGGUGGACGCGAAGUGGUGCUGCGUGGUGAUACACGCCAAGGGUCGCUCGGCGCUCCGGCUCGAGGUGGAUUCCGUCACCACCGCCGACACCCUCCGAGUAGGCCUGAUGGCCGCCUCAAGGAUGCAGCCCAUGUCGCCUCCGUCCAAACCCCCACCCACGGCGGCGACGGAUCCAGCCACCCUCGCCGUCACCCAGGGUAUCGAUUCCCAGCCGCCGACCCCCGAUUCCCCCGACGGGGUCUCCGAGCCGGACCCAGAGCAGGGCCUCGCGAGCGUGCGGCCGGGGCACCGCGAGAGCGAAAUCUACGACCCUGACGCUGCGCUGUCGGUGGCGGCGCUCCUGGCCAAGGAGAUGGAGGAGGAGCGCAUGCUGGCCCUGGGUGGGGGCGACGCCGACGGCGCGGGGGGGGGGGG